This is a messenger RNA of Suillus bovinus, 920 nucleotides long. RefSeq lists its product as uncharacterized. Lineage: Eukaryota; Fungi; Basidiomycota; Agaricomycetes; Boletales; Suillaceae. The record is from RefSeq and is a predicted model, not a curated record. The transcript is spliced from 3 exons. Bases 167 to 775 code for a protein of 202 amino acids.
CUGAGCUGGUUGCCUGCAAGGUCAAGGUGCUGCUCGACAAGCUUACGAUAGAGAGAUUCAACUUGAUUUCAUAUCAUAUCAUCCACUGGGUGAAAGAGAAGACGGGCGGACCCUCAUCCGAGUCAUUCGACUGGCAAUCGAGCACGCGACGAAUGGAGCAAGAUGUAUGCACGGCUCUGUUGGAAGAGAACAGAUCAGUCCGGAGGGAACGAUGUGGAAGGAAAACCUAUCACCGGUAGUCAGCUCUUCCGGAGGUAUUUGCUCAGCCUGUGUCAAGAGGAUAUUGACCACGUGCGGCUCUGAAGGGAAAUAUUUCUACGCUGAACAAAAGGCAAAGCGCCUGGGUCUCGGUCUCAUGAUGUUCCUCAGCGAGCUGUUAAAGCGACAGGUAAUCACGGAAUGUGUUAUAUACGAGUGUGUCAAGAAGCCGUUGUGCAACCUCGAGCAUCCUAAGGAAGAGGAGCUUGAGAGCUAUGUGCACAUGGUCGUUUACUUCACGAGCUGGGCAAGGCCUAAAUACCAGCUCUCGUGUGUAGUUCAUAUUUCAAGACGUCAAAUUGAGUUGUGUGACCGUAUAAAACAGAUCAGAUGCAAUGCUAUUGCUACACGAUUGUUACCCUUUGCGAGGUCAUCCCACGUUCCCCUGUAUUUCCUCGUGCAAUGCUCAACAUACGAUCUCGAUCGGGAGUUAACACACGUUUGUUCAUGCCCAAUAAACGCCCAACCUACUGGCACCACAAGUUCUACCAAGUCCCAGACUCCGCUCCCUUCGUAGUCAGUUUGGGCAGAGGGCCUGCCGUAGAGCAGAUCAUCGUAGCUCUUUCACCGCAAUCGCAGUCUCCCACUCCUAUUGAUAUUGGAUCUCCAAAAGCUAGUUCUCAAUUGAGACGUCGAAGGGCGUGUCCUUAAGGGAUAUCUGG